Messenger RNA from Aphis gossypii (cotton aphid), 864 nucleotides. Its product is annotated as small ubiquitin-related modifier 3-like. The record is from RefSeq and is a predicted model, not a curated record. Bases 267 to 536 code for a protein of 89 amino acids. NCBI's taxonomy places the organism in Eukaryota, Metazoa, Arthropoda, Insecta, Hemiptera, Aphididae. Gene Ontology annotation, cellular component: nucleus. Gene Ontology annotation, biological process: protein sumoylation. Gene Ontology annotation, molecular function: protein tag activity; ubiquitin-like protein ligase binding. The transcript has 3 exons.
GUAUUUGAUAGUACACUACAUCGACUUAGUCCGUGUUGUUAACUUACUGUUGUUUGCCUGUGGCGGUAGCGUUUGUCUCAGGCGUGUGAGUGACGCUGUACAUUAUUCCUUCCGGUUUGCCGAACCAACCUAACCUUAAUCGUUUCGAAUAUUGUUGACGGCAUUUUCUUCGCGAAAUUACAUUUCACUGUCGCCGCGUUUUCCUCGUCAUAGGCAUCACGUUGUUCUUCUGAUUAACAAGUACCGUAUUAUAACACACAGAAAAAAUGGUAGUAAGCAAAGAAGUUGCUCCCGAAGAUAAAAUUACUAUUAAGGUUGAAAGUGGUAUUAAUGGUCAUAACGAUACUGUCUUCUACACUAUGAAAAAAACUUCAAAAUUACAAAUAUUAAUGAACGCCUACUGUGAGAGAACUGGUUUUGAUAUUCAGUCAAUAAGAUUUUGGUACGAUGAUUCUGCGGUUAGAAGAAUGGAUACUCCGUCUUCCCUAGGAUUAGUGGACGGUAGUGAAAUUUAUAUCUUUCAAGGACAGGGUUAGGUUAGGUCCUUUUGAUUAUAUAUUGUAAAUACAAAUUUAUAAUCAACUACUACAAUAUCAAGAAUUUAACUAUAUCAAACAAAUAAAUGUUAUAUUAUGUACAGAACAUAAUAGAUGAAAUAUUUACAGUAAUACUUUUUUUGUAAACAAUUUAUUCUUCUUAUUAUUAUUAUUUUCAUAUUCUUCUAACUUAAUAAUAAACUUGAUAUACCUAAUCAAUGAGGUUUUUUAAUCUGUUUAAUUAUUUUGAAUGAUUCACUAAAAUGUGUAAAUGCUAUUAUAAUUAUUGUGAUUAUUAAAACAAUAUAUUCAAUCCGAUUUUUUAAAA